Messenger RNA from Eurytemora carolleeae, 654 nucleotides. Its product is annotated as annexin A7. The coding region runs from base 34 to 654 and encodes 206 amino acids. NCBI's taxonomy places the organism in Eukaryota, Metazoa, Arthropoda, Copepoda, Calanoida, Temoridae. The transcript has 2 exons. The record is from RefSeq and is a predicted model, not a curated record.
AAAGUAAUUUUGUUGAAUGAAGUUUUCAGAAUAAUGUCUUAUCCAUCAUCCGGUUUCAUGGUUCCCGGGUCCAGUCCUUCAUCCCAAUCCGGUUAUCCGGCCUCUUCUGGUUUUCCUGGAUACCCCCCUCAGCAACCUGGAUACCCUCCUCAACAACCUGUAUAUCCACCACAACCUUCUGGAUAUCCAUCAACCAAUGGAGGAUAUCCACCACAACAUCCAGUUUAUCCACCGCAAUCAUCUGGAUAUCCACCACAACAACCAGUAUAUCCACCACAACCGACUGGAUAUCCACCACAAUCAACAGGUUAUCCCCCUCAGCCUCCCGGAUAUCCUCCUCCCCAGCCAGGGUAUCCACCCCAGCCUUCAGGAUAUCCCCCUCAACUAUCAGGAUAUCCUCCUCAACAACCUGGAUACCCUGAAUACAAUUCUGCCCAAUCUGGGUAUCCUCAGCCACAUCAGGAACCUGAUCACAGUAAACGAAACCUGGGACUGGCUGCUGGUGUCGGAGCAGGGUUGGGUGGGCUGACCGCUCUAGCUGGUUCAGCUCUAGCAGGGUUAGCCAAUAAGAGCUCUGGGUCACACACAGGUAUUACCAGUUUACAAUGCACUGAAAAGUUGACUAUGUUAUUUCACUUGAACAUAAACACUUAG